AUGCGUUACCUACCGCUCCCUCUUGUAUGCGAAAUAGCGUCACGGCGCUGGCGAGUCUGGCGCGCUCAUACACGAUCCUCUGUAAACUGGAUCGCAAAACCGCUUUAUCUAGGUCUGAGCCUCGUUUUGAUUUCUUGUGUAUGGUGGCUUUUGUCCCACCAGGUAAACUUGGCGGCCUGCUGGCAGAGAUACCGCCACGCCUCAGCGCCCUACCAGCGCUUGGAUGUGAAGCAGGUCGAUACGCCCCGCAUCGCCAUCGUGACAGGGGCGACGUCCGCGUUCCUGAAUCGAUUCUCGCUUGCCAUCACGAACAAACAAUGCUUUGCACGGCUUCAUGGGUACGAAUUUAUCAUAGAUAUUCGAGAUUGGUCGGAAGUGCACGGUAAGAGCGACUACUGGAAUCGUUUGUGGUUUUUGAUGGAAUAUGUCCAGGCGUGUCUUGGUGGCAACUCGUGUCCGGACUGGAUCUUCUACGUGGAUGCCGACGCAAUGGUGAUGAACACCAGCAUUCCGCUGAGCGCUUUCACUGACGCAGUAUCCGAAGAUAUCGAUCUCGUGCUGCAUGAUGGUGCCGAUUACAUCAACUCUGGAGCGUUUUUCAUUCGACCAACGGAAUGGUCGUUGGCCUUUUUGGAGAAAUGGCGAGCGCAAGCCGAUGAGCCGCAAACGCUCGCAGACCAGUCAGCGCUCUGGGAGGUGCUCCUCGAGCUGGCGGAUGCGCAUGCGCAAGUGGAUGCAUCCCUGCAACCAUCUCCAGCAGUUGUUGCACGCUACACCGGAGCUUGCAAGCCGCAACAACUUCACCGAGGCACACCAGACGAGAACUGCUUCACCUGGGACACCUGUCGAUGCAAAAGGUGUCUUCGACGCGCAGAGCGCUGCUGGCGGGAGGAAAUGCGUCGCCUGGGGCAUCCGUACGGGCAGCGGCGGCUGCCUAAAGUCCAUUUCUGGUCACCAGACGGAGACUGGACUACAAACUGGACGAAGCCAUGGCCAAGGGGUUUCAAUUUUUACGCCUCUGUGGGCCACUGGGGCAACGUGGAACGAUGUCAUCCUGCGCAGUUGUGGCGACUGGGCGAUCUGCUGGUCCAAGAUGCCAAAGGUCUUGGCCAGGCCUACGCAACCUGGUGGGAUGCUUUCCGCUGCCCGACGACGAUGACGACAGAGCAGCUUCUUGUACACCUCGAAGCAUCGAGAGGUCCGACGCACCAGCAGCUCUGGGGUCCUAGCGGGCGCUUCCAGGGCUCGCGCUAA
Molecule: messenger RNA, 1254 nt
Organism: Cyanidioschyzon merolae strain 10D
Lineage: Eukaryota; Rhodophyta; Bangiophyceae; Cyanidiales; Cyanidiaceae
Product: similar to RNA guanylyltransferase and 5'-phosphatase
Exons: 1
Coding region: 1-1254 (417 amino acids)
Biological process (GO): protein N-linked glycosylation
Cellular component (GO): Golgi membrane
Molecular function (GO): glycosyltransferase activity
Source: RefSeq, a predicted model, not a curated record